Prorocentrum cordatum is the source of this 1160-nucleotide messenger RNA. Lineage: Eukaryota; Dinophyceae; Prorocentrales; Prorocentraceae. The record is from the annotation of a GenBank genome assembly.
GGGCGUUCUCGUUCAUGUGCGCCCUGAGGAUGGAUGGCAUCGGCAGCUGGAGCCGCGUGUUCGACUUCUCCCUCGUAGCCGACGAGGACAGCAUCACGGCCGGGGCCGCCGGGCUGACGCGCGACCUGCAUUUCACAGUCUUCCGGGGGAAGAAGCCGUUCAGCGUGACCGUGAGCAAUUUCUUCGAGCUCGGAGAAAAGGUUACCAUGCUGUGCACGGUCUCGCCCUCGGGGCACAUGCGGGUCUUCAAGGACGGUGCGCUCGUAGGGGAGAACGCAGAGGGCAUGGCCCCUCUGCGACAGGACAGGCCGCGCAUGAUCGUGGGCGGCCACUACAUGUACACCGACCAGGCCUUCCACGGAAGCCUUAGAAACGUGAAGAUGUGGAACCUAGAGUUGGAGUGGCCAAUGCUGGGGAAUGCCGGAUCAUCGCUCGUGCCGAAGGAGGGCGGGUGGUUUCCCGACGACGUUGAUACCGUGCUCCUCCCCACACGCAAAGGCAAGGAUGUGUCGAUCGUGGGCCUCGUCGAGUCCUUCGAUGGCGAGUCCACCGAUGCCGACUCCCUCGAUGGCGAGUCCCUCGUUCCCGACACUGGUGGAGUGUUCAGUUGUCCGAGCCCCAGCAGGGCAGGCAUGCGUUCGCGUACGUAAGCGCCUUCGCCCUGCUCCGACGCAUCUGGAAAGAGAGAGUGAGAGCCAGCAGCGGGGACAGUCGCAUUGCGCGCGUGCUUGCCGCCUGCGCCAUGUUUUGAGCCGCAUGCUAGCGUUGGGGGUGUCCCGAAGCUUCAUCUCACGCGGUUUAUUCCACUGCCUUUUCAGGGCAGUGUGAGGAGGUGUUUGACGCGCCGUCUCCACAGGCGGCCGCCUCCGUGCAUCUUCUGGAUCCUCGGGGUCGCACGUGUCCUGAAUUAUGCGUACCCGACUGGAUCAAUCGGCUCGCUUUUUUCCAUCGACCCGGAUGGGGCAGACAUUUAUUAGAGUGGCCCGUGGUCGCGAAGGCACAGCCUGGAUGCCGCCACACACGUAUUGGGCAGGCACGGUCGUGCCUUUUUUCCCCGAAAGGGCGGGGCCCCAGGGUUCUCUUUUAGCUGUUUACCCGUGGUUUCGACGGCUCUAGGACCGGCGAAAUUAUUUGCGAUAACGAGGUCUUUCAGGGACGGC